Pristis pectinata (smalltooth sawfish) is the source of this 5180-nucleotide messenger RNA. Its product is annotated as capZ-interacting protein-like. Lineage: Eukaryota; Metazoa; Chordata; Chondrichthyes; Rhinopristiformes; Pristidae. The record is from RefSeq and is a predicted model, not a curated record. The coding region runs from base 490 to 1650 and encodes 386 amino acids. The transcript is spliced from 8 exons.
UCCACGGGAGCGACAGCUAAGAGUAAAGUACUGCGCUAUCCCACAAACACGAAGUUAAUUUUGCAGAUUAGAGAUAUUUAUAUAGCCAAGCUGUUUGGGAGUUGACUCUGAUUUAAAAUACUCAAGGCCCCCCUCGUGUCCGAUGGUAGACUUGCCUGCUGGAUCUGAUCAAACUCUGACCACAGUGUUGUGUCAUUGGGAUGAGUGUGGCUCUGAGAGAGUGGGUGUCCUGACAGACUAUGAGCUUGUGAUCUGAGAUAGAACACCACAGCAAGUUCUCUCGGGCAACCCUACGCAAAGACAAUUUGUUUGUAAGGACUGGGGGAUACGGAGGAUUCUGUACGAUGAGUAUCUGAGCAUAGCAUCACUGUACAAAUCUCUCAAGCAUUCAGAGGAGGCUUCAUUGCACCCAUUUGCCCACAGCCAUAUUAGGCAGGGGACUGAAGACUUGUUUCAACAAUCAUUGGAGACUCCUAACCAAUCCAAACCAUGGAAGAAAAACCCAUGUCAGUUGCUGCAUUAGCUUCAAAAUUCAAUCACAAAACAAGUGACACCUUGGAAAAGGAUGAGAAAUGCCCCAGGGGACCAAUUCGUAGAAAGCCUCCUUGCUCUCUUCCUUUGUAUGGUAAUAAAAAUAAUGUGAAAACUGAAACAGACCACAAUGGAGAUGAGAAGCCACCAAUUAAUGAAGCCUCUCGUCCUCCAAAGCUGAAAUUGAAAAAUUCCUCUCCUCUCAUUGAAAAGCUCCAGGCUACCUUGCUUCUGUCUCCGACUGCUCUCGUGCCUGGAGUUGGUCCAAAGAGCCCAUUAAAAUCUUCCUUCUCGCCUUUUGCUAGUCCUGCUUCUACUCCUGAAAGCCCUGGAAUGCACUCGCUUUCCAGUGAAUCAGAUGGAAGUGUAGUUACAAUUGACCAACCCAGAGAAGCAGAACCUUUGCAGAGUUUGCACAAGAAUCGAGCUCGUCUAUCAAUGAAGCGCCGCCCACCCAGCAGGCGAUUUAGAAGAUCCGCCACUGAUGCUGACUCUCCAGAAACGGAGCAGUCGGACAACUCUGCCAAGGAAGUGGAGCCCAAACAAAGGGGAGCAGCAGAGGAAGGAAAUGAUGAGGUUUUUACUGACCAGGUUCAAAUUGAUAAUGGAGAUGCCCACUCCUCAGCUGAGGGGGAGGCCCACUCUUCACCUCGCUCCUCGGCUGAGGGGGAGGCCCACUCUACACCUCGCUCCUCGGCUGAGGGGGAGGCCCACUCUACACCUCGCUCCUCGGCUGAGGGGGAGGCCCACUCUUCACCUCGCUCCUCGGCUGAGGGGGAGGCCCAGUCUACACCUCGCUCCUCGGCUGACCUUUCACCCGGAGAACCAGCACAAAAGAUGCCCAGUGACCCCUUGUCUUCUCAAAGCCAGGAAUCUGAAACAUGUACUGCUAACCAAGAUGAGUAUGCCGAAGACAAUAAUAUUGCUUCAAAGAUGAUUCUGGAAUCUGCAGACAAGGACAAUGAGAGCUCUGAUAAUAUUGUUCAUAACCCAGCAGGAAGUGAAACAGUUGUUACUGAGAUGUCUAAUCAAGAACUGAAAACUGAAGAAGUAAAGGCAACAGACAAUGAGCAGCAGAUUGUCAAUGCAGAGGAAAAACCUUCUGAAGCAAUUGAAUAAUAAGGAUGUGCCAAAUAGAUUCCACCAAGUCAGCAUUUAUUGGAGACUUCUGAGCUUUGAAGCAAAUCGAUUUCUUUAUCACCCUUCCAGAUGACAGGUGGAAGAGAACAGAUUACUCUUGUCUUGCAGAACUUUCCAUUUGUUUAUCUGCUAGGGUUUGUUUGCAUUCCUGUAUCGAUUUAGCUGCACAUCCAUGCUUAUUCUGGUGGCUAAGGGUUGUACUUGUUCACCUGCCAUCACAGUUUGUUCUGCAUAUCUGCUCAGCAAAGCAAGAUUCCAAUAUUUAAUUUAUAGGGGGUGCCAUCCAACAAAAUAAAAUUGAAUUGCCAUUUUGUGAAAAGUUUGAGUCUUAAAGAUAAAUGUGUUGGAAACGUGUGUACAUGUGCUAGGUACUACUGGCUCAUUACUACAUAUAAAAAUGAGAAGAUGACUUUUUAAUGCAAAACAUGUUUAAAUGACAGUUCUCCUAUCAACUUGACAUAUUGACAACUAUUUUGACUUGGGAUGGAAAAAAUAAGGACAGGACAGUUUCUUGCUGAGACCUGAUGAGGUUUUAGAUCCUGGAAUUUGUUUUCCCUGUUUGUUAGACUCUCACUCAAACAUGACAGCAACCACUGCCUGACCACUGCAGUUAGAUCCAGCAGGGAGAACCAUCAAUGCUCCAUAACUUGUCUUUCUGGUUAAAAGUUUUCUGGAUCAUGCCUGUUGUCAAAUUGAGACUGGGAAGGAAUGGGCAAGCCCUUCCAAUUGUCCACCUGGCAUAAUUAGUCAGGCAGUGAGAGAUGAAGGCAAGGGUUCAGUUACUAAAUGUUUAGUUAACAAGAUGAUUAUCUUUAAAUGCCCCAUUAUUGAAAACAAAGCUUUCAAAAUCUACCUAGAUUGCUGUUUGAAAGCUACCUCUACUAUAAACCACAAAGUAUAUUUUUCUAAGUUCAGCAUUUACUAAGCUAUCAUUCAAAUUAGUUUAAUAAAUGUGUAACUUCACGUGUUCUGAGAGGUACUUUGUUAUUUCCCCUUCAGUGUUGUCUUUGUUUCAAGAGGAUGAGCAGACUUCUGCAUGAAUGUGACAUCAAUAUUGUUCCAAUCCCUCGGAAUGUUUCCCAUUCUCCUUAAAGUUUCAGUCUCUGUCUAUGUGCUCACCACUAACAGAAGUAUUUGUGCAUCUUUAACUGGGGCAAUGUGUGUAUAAAAAAAACAAGGAAGGCACUCAAGAGGUUACUCAUGGUAACAUUGAAUGAAGGCUUAAUUCUUUGAUGAUUGUAAUUAAUGUUGUGGGGUCUUAUUGUCAGCCUGAUAUCAAAAGGCAGAAUUUUGAUACCCUCCCAAUGAAAGGGGCCAUUCAGCAGUUCAUUAUCUUCCAACAGCACGUCAGCAGAUGACUAAGAUGAUGAUGUGGUUAUACUUCAUUGCUGAAUUAGUUCUUUCGUUUGUGUAAAAAAACAAAACAACACAAGUCUGGCCUAAUUUGGCCUAACUUAGAAAUUCAAAUUAUCAUCCUGGUAAGGUAUUUUCUAAAACUUGUUGAAAGUCUGCAAUUGGGAAAGGGGAUUAAGAACGUUACAUCAAAAUUCUGCCUCUCUCAAACGUUUUAUGACAUAAUUGAUUUUAUAAAUGUAAUGAAAAUCACAAAGUUUACUUUGCAGCUGAUGUACCUUUUUAACCCCAUAGCACCUACCUCUUUCCACAGCACUUGGGAGUAUGAUCCCACGCUCAAAUCUGCAUGUUAAUUGCUUGAUGCUGCGUUUAUUACACCACUAUGAAUUGAUCCUGAUUUGCUCCCCUGGCAUGUGGCUGCUGCUUGUAUUUUAUGUUCCUCUUAGUUCACUGUCUUCCUUUACAGUGCCUAUGAUGGGGCUUGUUCUACUGAUUUCAGAAAUGUUACCUAUGCAAAAGCAAAAUCUGGAUGUAAUGAGCAUGUUAGUAUUUCCAUUUGUUUUUUCCACUGUGAUGACUACCUUGAACUUGUACCUAAUAUUGCAGUUGUGCACUGCUCAUCAUCCUGAGUUCUGUCACAAUGACCAAGGAUACAAGAUAUUUAUUAACAUCAUUACUGAUUCUAAAUGAUCUUUUCUGUUUCCCAUAACACAAGGAGUGUGAUGCAGUUCCAAAUCCUGUCAAUGGUUUUUAAAUCAUUAAGUGGAGAGAUGAGAUAAUUGUGUAGCAAGUAAAAUAAACUAGCAAAUAUAAAUUGACGUUAUUACAAGCCACUAGCGGCAGCUUCAGUGUAACCUUUCUUUUGCUUAAGAGGUCAAGUAACAUAGACCCCCCCAAUCCUGUGAAUGUGACUUGAGAAAUGUGCUGUAGAAAUGUAAAACUGCUUAAUAGUCUAUUAAUUGUGCCAAUAUAUGAUUGCCUGGACUGCAGCAUCAAUGCCAAAAUCUGAAAUUUGAACUUAUUCCAGUAUUUCAACUAAAAUAUUCGGUCGAAUAAAAUUAUCCUCCAAUUUUGCCACUAAAGUGUAACCAAACCACAAGAUAUUAUUCCUAUUUGGAAGACUUUUUACAUUGGUGUCUACAAGUAAUGUACAGUAUCAUUGUGAAUUAUCAUAACUAAAUUAACCAGUUUUGUCUUUCACUAAAUAAUCUCUAUAUCACUGUCUUCCAAAAUGAUGGUUUUAAUUUAUUGUGGCAAGACAUUUUGGUCAGUGUUUCACACGUUGGUCUAAAUAAAUAAUAUGUCUUCCCAACUAGAUUCUUGAGUUUGUUAUCAAUAACAGUAAGUUUGAGAAAAAGUGAGAAACUAUCAGCAGGAAAGAGUGAUUUUAUCUAGACAGUUGGGUAACUGUUUAAGCAGCAGAAAACCUAGCUAUUCUAAAUUUACUGAUGGGUAUGGAUACUGAUUUAAUGAAAAAUUUUGUUUUACAAUUUGUCACAAGCUGGAAUUGAAAACCUGCAUUUUAUCUGAUAGCCUAACAUGAACUAUUUACUUAUGUUCUAUAAAACUCACCUUGGUAAUUUGCACAUUUUCAAAGCAGAUUAUUGAAAAAUAGAAUAUAGUGAAUCAUGCACAACUACUUGUGUAUAUAAACUUGAGGCUCUUUCUCGUUGUCACUUAAAUAGGACAUUGUUAUUUAGAUAUUCCUUGUAAAGGGCAUGUCAUCUGGCUCCAGUAGGAUAUUGGUGUUAUUAGAUUACUGCAGCGGUGGCCUGAUUAAUGGAAAUAAUCAGAACAACUAACAACAUGUUCUUGCACCAUCGUCCAAAGGAAAUACGUCCCUUGAUCAUGCCAGAUAAUGUGCUUUUAUUCAGAUGGUGACUCACAAUCAGAACAUUAGAUUUACUACUGCACCAAUUAUUGCAAUACUUUGCAAUUAAUACUGUAUUGUAUAAGAGUUUCAAGUCAUGGAUUUAUAUGAAGUGUUUAUAUAUUGCUGUAUGUGGAACUUUCCAUGGAGUGAGAUGUAUGCAAAAGUGAGUGCUUUCUACUCUUUUGAUAAAAUUUAUGACAACUGCUUUUGUACACUUUUAACUUAAAAUAAAAGCAUUAUGAAAAAGUGUGAAUCCAGAUUUCAACCUUCUUUUCAAGGCAAA